This is a messenger RNA of Trichophyton verrucosum HKI 0517, 360 nucleotides long. RefSeq lists its product as uncharacterized. The coding region runs from base 1 to 360 and encodes 119 amino acids. The record is from RefSeq and is a predicted model, not a curated record. NCBI's taxonomy places the organism in Eukaryota, Fungi, Ascomycota, Eurotiomycetes, Onygenales, Arthrodermataceae. The transcript is spliced from 2 exons.
AUGGGCGAAGGUGAAACGGGGCUUGCUUGGGCUGGGCGUUUUGAGGCGUCUCUGUCAGCGCCUGACCAGUCGACAGAUGAUAAGAAGAUGAUAAUAAAAGAAGAAGAAGAAGAGAAGAAGAAGAAGAUAAUGAUGUUACUGCUAUUAUUCACUCUCUCUGCUGUCUCUGUCUCUCUUAUUCUCACUCUUACUCCUAAUAAUCACCGUUUCACCUGCAGCCUCAGCUCUUCCUGCGCCGUCUUGCUGCCCUUGCUGCCCCUUAUUAAUCCUGACUCUGCCGCUGCCUCCCUGGCCGCUGCUUCUCCUAAGUCGACUCCUUUUCUCCUCCUCUCUUCCUUUUCUCCAGCGACUCUCGACUAA